CCCGUUCCCUCCUUCCCCGCGGACGCCACCUCCCAAUCGCCUUUUUUUUUUUUCCUAGCUGGCUUGUUGCUGGCGGUGUGGAGGGGCUGCAAGUGCCGGCGGAGGCGCGCUGGAGGCUCGGAGGCGGCCGGGCGCCAUCUGCUCGCUGGGUCGCUCUGCAAACUCCUGCUGAGUGUGAGCGCGUGCGGCGGGCGGGGGUCUGCGGGCGGCUUGCCUUCGGACGCGGUCCUCGGGUUCGGUCGGGUCAGCCUCAGGCUCAAAAACUGCUGAGGAAUUAGGCAAACAAAAGAGGCCGCUCCGCCGGUGGGGCAAAGUCGCCCAAACGCCACUAAGCCCUCCGUAGCCCGAGCGGGCUGGAGGCCCCCGGACCGCCAGGGUCGGCGAGUUGGCGGCCUGUUGUGCAAGCCGCAGUCCUUGUUUUCCCGGCCUGGCCGGUUGGGAAGCUGGACACAUCCACCCUUGGACUCGAUUCAGGAAGGAGGCUGCUGCUUUUUUCCUUUGGAUUUUCUGGAAUUUUGGAAACCCAGUGGCCCAGGAGGAGGAGAAGGAGGAAGGAGCAGAUCUGGGGAGGAAUGUGAGAGUCUUCCAAGGCCUGGGGGGCCAGAAGGAGCUGGGAACCACAGCUGCCAGGGUUCUGGAACCGUGAUUUCCGAGUGAUUCUCUUUUGUUUUAUUGAUAGAACCUUGUUCCAGUGGAAAGUGGAAUUUUUGCCCUCUCACUUCACCAAGGCACUUGACUUUUCUCCUGGGAGUGGAAGGAGGGAGAAAUUCCCCUGCAGGGCCUGCCAAGAGUGGUGAAGAAGACUAUGGAUAUGAGGCUCCCCUGCCCCCAGGCAGGUGCUGGGAGUUGUGAUAGGGAAGUUUUGGAGCCAUGGGCACAACUUUGAAGAGAGGGCUGGGUGCUGGGACCUGCAUUAGGGGCGGAGAGACAGCUGCUGGGCCGGCCUUUGUUUGCUAGUGCGUUCUUGGACAUCCUAGUUCUGGGCAGGACCCUUUCCUCAUCUUUCUCUACCACUGGCCCAGCCAUGGCACUAAAAGGCCGAGCCCUCUAUGACUUCCACAGUGAGAACAAAGAGGAAAUCAAUAUCCAGCAGGGUGAGGAUUUGGUCAUCUUCAGUGAGACCUCACUGGAUGGUUGGCUGCAGGGCCAGAACAGCCUUGGUGAGACAGGGCUCUUCCCCGCCUCUUAUGUGGAGAUCAUUAGCUCUGGCACCAGCUUCAACCAGGCUGACUACUCCGGCAGCUCUGCAGGCUCUCCAGGCACCCAGGUGAGCUUGUAUGACAGCUCCAGGGUGGCCAACCUUGGGAGCGGUGGGGGCAGUGGCUUCCUCUCAAACCAGGGCAGCUUCGAGGAGGAGGAUGAUGAUGACUGGGACGACUGGGACGAUGGAUGCACAGUGGUUGAGGAACCACGGACUGGUGGGAUGGGCACCAAUGGGUAUUCGCCACUCAACCUCUCCUACCCUGGUGCCUACCCCAACCAGCACCUGGCCUUCCAACCCAAGCCACUCCUGGAGCGGCAGGACAGCCUGGCAUCUGCUAAGCGAGGCAGUGUGGUGGGGCGCAACCUCAACCGUUUCUCAUGCUUUGUGCGCUCUGGAGUGGAGGCCUUCAUCUUGGGUGAUGUGCCCAUGAUGGCCAAGAUUGCUGAGACAUACUCCAUUGAAAUGGGCCCUCGUGGCCCCCAGUGGAAGGCCAACCCCCACCCAUUUGCCUGCUCUGUGGAAGACCCCACCAAACAGACCAAAUUCAAGGGCAUCAAAAGUUACAUCUCCUACAAGCUCACGCCCACCCAUGCUGGCUCCCCUGUCUACCGGCGGUAUAAGCACUUUGACUGGCUCUAUAACCGCCUGCUUCACAAAUUCACUGUCAUCUCUGUGCCCCACCUGCCAGAGAAGCAGGCCACAGGUCGCUUUGAGGAGGAUUUUAUUGAGAAGCGGAAGCGGCGGCUCAUCCUCUGGAUGGACCACAUGACCAGCCACCCUGUGCUGUCCCAGUAUGAGGGCUUCCAGCAUUUCCUUAGCUGCUUGGAUGACAAGCAGUGGAAGAUGGGCAAACGCCGGGCGGAGAAGGAUGAGAUGGUUGGUGCCAGCUUCCUCCUCACCUUCCAGAUCCCCACAGAGCACCAGGACCUGCAGGACGUGGAGGACCGUGUGGACACUUUCAAGGCCUUCAGCAAGAAGAUGGAUGACAGUGUCCUGCAGCUCAGCACUGUAGCGUUGGAGCUGGUACGCAAGCAUGUGGGAGGCUUCCGCAAAGAAUUCCAAAAGCUGGGCAAUGCCUUUCAAGCCAUCAGUCAUGCCUUUCAGAUGGACCCCCCCUUUAGUUCCGAGGCCCUCAACAGCGCCAUUUCUCACACGGGCCGUACUUAUGAAACUGUUGGUGAGAUGUUCGCUGAGCAGCCCAAGAAUGACCUCUUCCAGGUGCUCGACAUGCUAUCUCUCUACCAGGGUUUGCUCUCCAACUUUCCUGACAUCAUUCACCUGCAGAAAGGCGCUUUUGCCAAGGUAAAGGAGAGCCAACGCAUGAGUGACGAGGGCCGCAUGGCACAGGACGAAGCAGAUGGCAUUCGCAGGCGCUGCCGCGUGGUGGGCUUCGCCCUGCAGGCUGAGAUGAACCACUUCCACCAGCGCCGCGAGCUCGACUUUAAGCACAUGAUGCAGAGUUACCUGCGCCAGCAGAUCCUCUUCUACCAGCGCGUAGGCCAGCAGCUGGAGAAGACGCUGCGCAUGUACGACAACCUCUGACCUGAGUACCGGGCCCCACCCCACCGUCAGCCUGGUCACUGCAGUGUACUUUGGUUUCCAGACUUCCUGCACCAGCAGCAGCUGGGGGUGGGCUGUGGAAGAGUCAUGGGUAACCCGGGGGAAGUUCUCCAUCCCUUAGAAGUGGGCACAGCAAGGAUGAGAAUGGGACCAGAAACCCUCCAAACUGAGGCCUGGGCUGCUGGUCAGUCACUCAAGGCUACGCCAGAGUCUUAGCUAACUGUAGAGCCUCUAGUCUCUGUGCACCUGGCCACCAUCCCCUCAUUCUGGGCCCUGCUGUGGUUCUGGGUCAAAUGUUGGAUACCCAGAGCUGUGACACACCUGCCCUCAGGGUGUCCCCAGUCAAAGUGGGAAUCAAUCACGAAAACAGAUUUGGUGGGGGGACCGGUAACACAGAAUGUCUCAUGGUAAAUAAGGGGUUCCUGGAAGCUCACAGAGGGGUUCACUCAUUCUGCAGGUCAGGGAAGACUCCACAGUGUAGGUGACAUUCGAGUGGUGUCUUGAAGAAUGACAAGGACCUGCCAGGUAGUAGGUGAGGACAGUAGAUGGGGAGGACAUUUGGAAGAGAGGAGCAGCAUGGGCAGAGGUAUAGAGGCAUGAAAACACCCUCAUCUCUCCCUCACCUUUCCCAAGCAAGUUUGCUACCUUACUUUGGUGGGGAGGGAGCUUCCUUGUCCCUUUGUCCCUGUCCCUGCCUCUGCCCCACCCUUACCCCCUGCAGGAGGACCUGCAGGCCAACAUCCUCCUGACUCCCUUUUACCUGCUAAGCCCCUAACAUCCCUUGGUUAGGGGACCACACAGCAUCUUUUCCCUGGGUUCAAGGUGUUAAGAAAAGUCAUAAACCCCAGGGCCCUGGUGUUAUCUUCCUGGAGGGCACACCCAAAAGGCACCAGAUAUUUGAGUUCACAGCAAUAGUUCCUCACACUCCAGCAGGCUCAGACCUCGGGUUUCUAGGGUCCUUGGUCCUAUGAAUCCCUGAAUUCUUCUGGUGCACAGUGGGAAACCCAGGGG
This is a messenger RNA of Pipistrellus kuhlii (Kuhl's pipistrelle), 3775 nucleotides long. It is a transcript of the gene SNX33, whose product is annotated as sorting nexin 33. Lineage: Eukaryota; Metazoa; Chordata; Mammalia; Chiroptera; Vespertilionidae. The coding region runs from base 1025 to 2746 and encodes 573 amino acids. The record is from RefSeq and is a predicted model, not a curated record. Gene Ontology annotation, molecular function: phosphatidylinositol binding; protein binding. Gene Ontology annotation, cellular component: cytoplasmic vesicle; plasma membrane. The transcript has 2 exons. Gene Ontology annotation, biological process: mitotic cytokinesis; intracellular protein transport; mitotic cell cycle.